GCAUUCAUACUCUGGCAGCGAGAGCGAGCGAGCGAGGGGGCUGGGGAGCGAGCGUCACUCUGGAAACUCGGGAACUCACGGAUUGUCGUGCUAAACCGGCGACCUCCUUUUCUCAGUGCUGAAGUAAGGCGUUUAGCAUUUCCAGCUCUUUGCUCUGGUCUGAUGGUGGCUGCUAUGACUCUGACUCUGCGAGUGGAGUUUCUUCUGGGUGGAAUGGCACAGAAGGAAACACCUCUUAAGUUUAGAGAUGUAAAACUAUCCGCAAAGGCUUUUCAUUGUCUUUUUAUUGUUUUUUAAAACUAUUUUUCCCCUUUCUGUAGCGAUAACUGAGGGUAUGUGCUGGUCCAAGACUGAUCAGUUCAUGCUCAAACUUUACAUACUAGCCCUUCUGCUUUCUGUGGAGACAGAUUUGUUUCUUUGGUUGUUUUUUUUUUUUUUCAUUUUCAUUUAUCAUGGCAGCUUUUCUUUCGUCCUGCUCAAAAUUUUCCUCGCGGAAUUUUAGUAUUCCACUUUGUGUUGGUUUCUUCUUGACUAUUUUUCCUGCUCAACUAAAUUUGGUAAAGCAGCCAAUUUGCGCAUCACAAAUACAGCAACCAAACAUUUUGAUCUAUUACACCUACUAAUUUUUGUUGAAAUUCGUAGUCGACUGACCAUCAGUUUGCAAACUUGCAGAUCAUUUUGAAUUCCGCAAUAGUCCGGCUUGUAUCUACUGUUCAUUUGGGGAUUUGUGGAUCAAAACAAAGUCUAGAUAUCAGAUUAUUUAUCUUGUUCUAAGAAAGUAUUUUUCAGACAAGAAAACUCAUGUUGGUGUAAAUCAAGUCCAAAAUGAAUUACGCACAUCAGAUAUGCUUAGUGAACUAAUAUCAUGAUGAUUAUAGUGUGUGGAAAACAUUUCAUUUGUGAUCAGAUUAUUGAAUGAAAUUGCAUUUACUGCUAUUGCUGCUGCUGCCAGGGAGAAUAUGCGGCCACGAGUCCAUCACUACUCGUUUGUUUCUAAUUUGUUUCGUUUUACUGAUGUGAUUCGCUGUUAAAAAUGAUUUUCAAUCCGUCAAAUGCUUUUUGAAUCAUCGCUCUUUUCUUUGACUUACUGUAUAAAACGGUUUUACUCGAGAACGUAUCGUGUAAAUACGUGCGUAAUGGUUAGUUGGAGUUUUUACGCACACAUGUACUUGCAGCAAAUUGUGCUUACUGACCAGGUGGCAGGCGUAUAUCUUUAUUUAUGCACCUCAGACAGAUGGUGAAGCUUUGAAUGCUACUCUGCUGGAAAUUUGAUACCAUUUGUGACAUUCACUCUGCUGUUAAUUAAAAGCUGCUUUAGCGAACAAGUCAAACUUUUUAUUAAGAGUCACAGGACACGUAAUCUGCAACCCUGCAAUCAGCCGACAAAUCCAAAUGCCAUGUAACAGCUGCUGGUGCUUUUUUAAAACGCUACACUGCCGGUAAUUAAAAAAAUUCAGCUCAAAUCUACAGCAGAAGUUAGCAGUUCAUUCAAACAAACACAUAUAGGCUAAUCUCUAGUUUUCUUACAUGGGACUGCAGUGGCGCUAUUAGGGUAUUUGAGGGGCAGGGGCAAAAAAGUAAAAAGGGCACCAGCUUUAUCCCAUGGGGAACUAGACCACAGAAAGUAAUGAUUUUUUUGAGAGUCUGCUUCUGGCAGCAUUUUGAAGACCAGUUUGUGAGCUCUUCGGCUUUUCUUUCUUUCCUUGGCACUUCGAAUUCAAAAGCUGUCUUUUAGGUUUAGUUCAGAAUAUUGUAGCCUAUGCAGAACUUUUCAUUUCCAUUAUCUGUACCAUACUCCUUUUGGCACCUCUUUGUUGGGGUACCAAGUGUACCUUUCUUACCCUGAAAGGUGGAGCUAAACACACAGCAUUCUGUUGUUUACGAAAGAGAGGAGGGGGUAGAGCGAUUGUACUGGAUUUUACCUUUUCGAAACUGCUGUUAAUUGAUAAGUUAAAAAAAAAAAAGUACCAUAAUCAUUUAUGAAUUCAUACUAUGCAUGAAUAUAUUUUUCAUAUCCGAAAGGGUAUGCUUGGUGAUAAGAGGGGCACAGAGAUAGAUACAAAGGAAGGGGUGUUUGAACGCAAUGAAAUAUAACCUUUAAUCUAAUGUUAAUGAAACUUCACCAUGUGAGUUUUGAAGGAGAGUCUCGGCAGACAAAACGGAUUGGGAUAUUACUUUAAAAAAUCUCCUAGAAGUGCUUCUAUAUUAUGUUUUUGACAUAAAUAUUGCUGAAGCAAACAGACCCCUUUGUGUCAUUUUUCUGUUUAAUGUGGCCGAGAUUCACGGCUUGUAGAAAAUAAUUUCAACCCUAUACUCUACGUCGAAUUAAUGGACUUAUUUGAGCCUGAACACUCUCAGUGAAUAUCAAACCAUCCCUAAGCAGAAAACAUGCUACCUGUGUUAAGCACCCAAAAGCACAAUCAGCUGUAGAAACACAGGCAAGAUCAGGGCUUACUGUGCUGAACCAAGCUUGCACAACAGUCUGUUGUAGUCCAGGGCUAAAAGGGCUUAAGGUUCAUGUGAACAUAAUUAGGCACAUGGGAGGGUCUAGGGUCCUCUGCUAGUAAUCUUUGCAUGAAGGUUUCCGUAACAUUUUGGGGGAGUAUAAAUUAUAUAGAAAGAAAACUACUGGUUCAACAUAAUGGAGAAUGCUACUUCCUGUAUGGAGCUCAAAGUUAGAAAAACUUAAUCUGUCAUUUUUCACAUGAUCAUUUUGAAAUGGUGUAGUUUCCUGUAACACAUCUGUUAGCUGCUUUGAUACUUGAAUUAAAAAAAAAAGACUUUUAAGAGCAUAAAACGGUACCAGAGGGAAUCUUCUUUAAUUUUCUAUCCACUACAGGGGCAUCCAAAAGGGCCCUUAUGCUCAUUUUUGCCCCUCUGAGUACACCACUGUUCUCAAAAAGGACAAACCAGAAGGCUAAGUGUGGUUAUCAGGAAGUGUGGUGAUUUCGGACGUGAAGUGGGAGGCAGAGUGUUGAUUUAAAACAAGGACACAUUUUUUCCUCUCGUUGGAGCUGCUCCUGUGCAACAAACAGCCUGUGUCUAAUGCACACACGCGUACCGACACACACGCACACAGAGUUGAUGUUUCCAGCGCCAGGCUGUGUUUAUCCAAGAGCUGCAGAGUAUAAACCCGAGGUCUGUAUCACUCCAGCUCCCACUCUCCAGGGAGCUUGGAAUAACUGCCAAACCUUCAACAGAAGCACAGUAGCUUGUUUAGGGGGGAGUUUAGGACUUGCAGGAGUGUGCUGUGCUGCAGUGGGAAUGGACCGCUGAAAAUUUACGUUUACAUAAAAAUGACACGACUUCAUGCAAGCCAACUAUAAGGAGUCAAAUUACAAUAACUGAACUUUUGUAUUGGGUCACAUUUGCUUGCCUAAAACAAGUGUCACUAUCAGUUUGACUCUAAAUAAACAUCUCUAAGUACAUGCUUAAAGACACCAGGGUAGGGAGCUCAUCUUUGAAUUUUUUUGCAAAUUUAGUCUUGCUGGUUCUGAAAAUGUCAACAGCACUCAUGAUUGAGACAGCUCAAGUAUGAGGCUACAGUGCCACACAAAAACAUAACUUUGCUUCACUGUCCUCUCAGCUUCAUUUGUUUAAUGGGGGCUAAAGGUUGCAAAAAUCCAAGCAUAAAUUUCCCCCUAAAGUGAGGUCUUAAAGCUCCACUAAGAAACUUUUUGGUUUGUGUUAAUUUUGGCACCCUGUUGGACAAAACAGUCUACAUUUCUCUUGAUUUCUAUGUGCUUCAGCAGUGUGAAAAAAGUCUCAUUCUGCUGACUUUUGGCAAUCAAAUAUUUCAAUUUUUUUGUGAACAUUCAAUGUGGAAAAAAAUCAGCCAAGCUUGGCUUUCAGCUAACCGCUCACUGAGGUCACAGGCACUGAAAUCACAGCAGCAAAAUUGUUAAUUUUGUUUUUGAUGGUUUUGUUUGCUUCUGUCUAUCAUGAAAAGGCAUCAUUAUGAUUUUCUGUCUAUUUCAUUAACAUCAAAAACCCCUCACAGGAACUUUGACUUAACUUAAAUGAUGUGAAAAUAUUAGGCGGAUGGUAACAUCUUCUUACUGAUGUAAAUCCUGACACUUUUGUGCAUUUUAUAACCUGACAGAGACAGGACUGCCCCCUUAUCCUUUGUUUAAACUGUAACAUCUUGUCUCUCUGUUGUUUCAGGUCCCAGCGGUUAGAUUUCAGACUUGGGACCCACGGUGGACAGAGUAAAGGGGAAGUCAGGAGGGCAGUGACACCGGGUGAGUUUGGCGCAGACAGUUGCGCAUUAGCCGGUAAACUGGGGUCCAAGGUGCGCAUUGAGCCGCCUAUGAUACCAACUACCCGGAUGGAAAGAACUUUAAUGUGGAACCCUCACAGAGUUUUGCAACGGAGGCUGAGAGUAGAGACAGACUGGCAAUUUAUAUUAUAAUUCAGAAGGGCCAAAGGGACAGAUCAGACAGUAGUCAGCCAACACUCCGUGCAUCUCUGUAGUGAGGGACACCAACAAGGACCCAACAGGUAGAGCUAACAAUCAGGAACAGGUCUUCAUCCUCUACGCACCUGGAGGUAGUGUGUGUGUGUGUGGGAAGAUGUCCAGAGAGGAGCAGAGCCUGUCGGAGGUCGAGCUCAGUCCGGGGAUGUCGGACAGCAGUCACUCUCUGUCACCAGGUCAUUCCUCUGGUGCAGCAGGUGGGGAGGACUCUCCUCUUCACAGACAGCAGGAGCCCCAGCUGGCAAGUCUGGAUGACACGUCAGCGGGCUGCUCAUCCAUCAAGUCUGAAGAUGAAGAUGAACGCUUUCCUGCCGGGAUCCGUGAGGCGGUGAGCCAGGUGCUCAACUGUUAUGAUUGGACCCUUGUGCCGAUGCCUGUACGUGUGAACACUGGUAGCAAGAGCAAGCCGCAUGUGAAGAGACCCAUGAAUGCCUUCAUGGUGUGGGCUCAGGCUGCACGGAGGAAACUGGCAGACCAACACCCACACCUGCACAAUGCGGAGCUCAGCAAGACCCUGGGGAAGCUCUGGAGGUGAGAUGGUCAGAUGCACAGUUCUGUUCAAAUAAUCCACCUUCUGUGGGUGUGUGCGACACUUUUUACGCUGGGUUUCAUCUGAUUUUGUAUUUCUAAUUUAAAUGUCAUUAAUGGACGGGUAGUUUUUUUAAAGCCUAUAUAAACACACACAUUUUGUUUGUAUACAUAUAUAUUUGAUAGUGUGUACAUAUAUAGCCUAUGUAUAAAUAUACAUACACACACGUAUGUAUUUAAUGUCUGUAUUUAUAUUUAUACACCGACCAACCAUGACAUUAUGAACACUAGGGCAAGCAAAUAUGACCGAAUACAAAAGCUCGACCAUAAAUUCUACUUGAAGAAGCCUCUACAGUUCAACUUUUGUUUGUUUGAUCAGUCAAAUGAUCACUUUCUAUUUUAAUCGUUGAAGUUAGUGGUGUAUUAAAGUGCAUUUAUUGAGCAAAGGUCCUAAAAUUUCUUUUUGCUCCCCUCAUGUUUUUUGAUGAAGUGGACAAAACAUAAGGAACCACCUUUAAUGUAAAACACACCCAAACACCACCACCCACUACAGCUGCCAUGACAAAUAUAAAACAAAACCUUGUCUGACCCACUCAACAUUCACAGAUGUACUUUGUAAGUUUAAUAUUCGGUCAGGUUACCCUUUUUCUUCCCACAGAUAACACUAGAUUUUUACUGCCAAGAAGUCAGAGAGGUUGAAUUCAUUAACCUUGAGGGGAAUGAACAUUAACUCAAUAAAGACUUGACCUUGGGCUCUGACUUGAUUGGUUAAUUGGCCAAGGAACAGAUGAACAGGGAGGGUGAAGAAGGUCGGGGGGUUCUCAUCCUCUCUAUCAGGGGUGGUAACAAGACGCUCUGUUUCAUGUUUGAGAACGGGAUGAACCUUCAGCCUUUUUAUUUCAUUACUGUCCAGCUGUGAACAGCCCCUGGCAGCAGGGACACUUAAUGCAGCUGUGCAGAUCAACAAGUAUAGUUUAAAAACAUGCACUGAAAAAUUUGAGUGUUGAUAACCUUGUAUGACAGUUGGUCCAAAAUCUAGUUUUCCUGUUGAUGAUAACUGCUAAAGAAAAGCGUAGCAAAAUGAUCGCAGCAGAAAUCCAAUGGAAUGGCUCAAUAAGGGUGUCUUAAUGUACUAGCGUUGACAAUAACUGUCUUUAAAAAAUCCAAAUAAUGAUAUUAGGAUAAUAAAAAGCAUAUACACUUACAUGUAAGUAAUUGGUCCCACGGUGGGGUUGGUAGAGAGUUUUUAUGUGGGUUGGAAGAAAGACCAAGAAGCAGUAGCUACAAUAAAUUCAGAUGGCUAGCUAGUUGGCUAGUUGGCACACCUCUGGGAGAUGAUCAACAGAAGCUUAUGGAGGUGCUGAUACAUUAACUGUUUAUACUUUUUGACUAGUGUUUGACUGAAAUCAGUUUUUUUUAUGGCUGAUGGCUGAAAAUGAUUAUGAAAGAGCAGGCAGAUAUACAGUGCCGAUAUCACACUCCUAUUUUUUCAAUAUAAUAAUCCUAACAAACAACAUUUCUGAACUUGAGUGACUAUUUAUUGAAUAAUCGUGGACUGAAAAACACAAAAACCAGGUAAGAAAAAAAUAAACCAGGUAAAUUUUAAUAUUGUUAUUAAACUGUGUUAUCUUUAACAUUGUAACAAAAUUUAUAUUAAACUCUAGCCAGUGACCGUUUUAGAUUUUCUGCCAAAUAUGUUUUUUAUUUGAAAAGAUAAUGGCGAUGCUGGCCUUGUGAGGGUUGAUGCUGAUAUGUGAACAAUUCCCAUUAAAAUGUCAUUAAUCGGCCAUUAGGUCUGGCAGUUUUUCAGUUCCAUAAUUUACAAACUACCAGAUGUAGCCCCUGCAUUGUUUCAAAAUAAAUGCUUGUUAUUAGCAUAAGCAGUAGAGCAUUUAGUUUCAUGGUUUAAAAAAAAAGCAUAGAUUGUAAACACAAGGUGUCAAAUAGAAAGUAAUAAUACAGGAAAUAAAAACAACCUAAAUACAAGGAAAUAGGAAUUUUUAAAUAAUAGCAUAAAAAACUACUGUUUUAUCAGGCAAUCUUCCCAUAAACGGGGUUUUUUACACCAGCCUUUAUUGCAGUGUGUGGUUACAGCUACAGCACAAAUCAUGAUAAAUAUGACUAUCGGUGUUUUCCAUAAAUAUCACCAUUACAUCAACAGCCACAAUCAUUGUAAGGUGAAAAUGUGAUAUUACAACUGACGUAUUUCCAACAUCUCUUGUUUUUAACCAAGGCUUCUGAAUGAGAGUGACAAGCGACCCUUCAUUGAAGAGGCAGAGAGGCUGAGGAAGCAGCACAAGAAGGACUAUCCUGACUACAAGUACCAACCAAGACGCCGCAAGAAUGGAAAACCUGGUUCUGGAUCAGGAAGUGAGGCCGAAGGCCAUUCGGAGGGUGAGGUCAGCCAGUCCCACUACAAGGGCCUCCACCUGGAUGUGGCCCUGAGUGGGGGAGCUCGGUCCCCUCUGGCAGAUGGGCAUCACCCUCAUGCUGCAGGUGGGCUGCAGGCUCCCUCCACUACCCCACCCACUGACACGCCACUGUCAAGCUGUUUGAAUAGUCUGCAUACUUUGGCCAGUGUGGUAUACAUUAAGAUUACUGUUCGAGGCUUAUGAGAAUGAAACUCAAACCACAUGCUUUCUUGUGUCUCUACAGGUCACAGCCCUCCCACUCCCCCAACCACACCUAAGACUGAGCCACAGUCUGGGAAGAUAGUGGAUGGGAAACGGGAGGUUGCUGGGAAUGGGGUCUCCCGUGGGGGACUGGGACCAGAGAGUAGCUCAGGCGCUCCAGGAUCUGGGAAACCUCACAUCGACUUUGGUAAUGUGGACAUUGGUGAGAUAAGCCAUGAGGUGAUGGCCAACAUGGAACCAUUUGAUGUCAAUGAGUUUGACCAGUACCUUCCCCCCAAUGGACACCCAGGGCAGAGUGCUGGAGCAGGAGGAGCUGUUACAACCACUUCUCCAGCAUCCCCGUACACCUAUGGAAUCUCCUCAGCUCUGGCAGCAGCCAGUGGACACUCAGCAGCCUGGCUCUCCAAGCAGCAGCAGCAGCAACAUCACAACCCAUCUCUCAGCUCAGAUCCUGCAAAGGCCCAGAUCAAGAGCGAGGUCGGAGGUGGUGCCGGUCACUUCUCAGAGGUAACAACAGCUGGUUCCCAUGUGACCUACACUCCUCUCAGCCUUCCUCACUACAGCUCUGCCUUCCCUUCACUGGCCUCAAGAGCUCAGUUUGCUGAGUAUGCUGACCACCAGGCCUCAGGGUCCUACUAUGCUCACUCAAGCCAGGCUACAGGGUUGUACUCGGCCUUCUCCUACAUGGGGCCCUCCCAGAGGCCCCUGUACACUGCCAUCACUGACCCUGCCAGUGUCCCGCAGUCGCACAGCCCCACGCAUUGGGAACAGCCGGUCUACACAACACUGUCGCGGCCAUGACAGACAACGAGACCAGCAGGCCCCGGUGCAAGCUCAGCCCCCAUAUCAGACCCAAGGAUUGGCAGCAACAACAUCAGUGUUGGUGGUUAUAGUGGUCUGGUCCAGGGGGAGUGGGCUGGCACUGGGAGGGUAGGCUGGGGAGGCAGAAGGGAAGAAAUCCUGUUCUGUUCUUGCCCAGAGGCAGAGAUGCAGCCACAGCUCCAGGGUGAGCUUGGAGCAGGUUGGUUUUGAAGCAUGAUCAAUAAUUCAGAGCACAGAGUGUAGUAUUCAGAGAGUGCAUCACUUUGGUGGUGCUCAGGAAAUACCCACCACCAUUGUUGCAGAGUUUCAAGUUAGAUUUUGUACCAACAAAGGCUGAGGUGCUCCAGACAACUACUUACUUGGUAGUGUUCAUAAGAAGUAAAGGAUCAUGAUCCUGGCAGUUUGGAGACUCCAGGUGUACCAUAGAAGCAUAUUGUGGUCUCCAAAAAACCCAGAAGGGAUCAUGGUACCCAAUGAAAAUUACCAAGCUCUUGAUCUGUAUUGUGGAGGGUGUAACUGAGGAGGAGCCAAAUUGAAGCCGCUGUCCCACUCACUUCUCAGGCAAGACUGACCCUUUUUCACAAAAAUGUUAGUUUUUUUUUCAAAUAAUAGAAAUAGUAACAUAAAUGUUUCAGUUUCAGGCACAUUUGACCCUAUUUAAUUCAAUUAUUAUGUUAUUAUAUUUGCCUAAAAUGCCUCUUGUACAUAAACUAGUGGAAGAGAUGCCAUAAAACCAUGUUGAGAUUUUGUUAAGUAAAAAGAUAUUUUGUAUCAAAACAAUAUUCAAGAUGAUUAUCAGGAAAGGCUUGAAAUUAAAAAUGUAUAUGUGUUGGUGAAAAUAGACUUGAGGUAAGAAACCGUAAGACCAAAGUUUUGAGACCAAAACUGGAAGACAGAAACAUACUAUACAGAUGUUUCUCCCAACAUGACACUACAAACUACCUUACAUUUUGUAUGUUGUUAUUUUUUUCAGCAUUUAACAUCUUUUAAUGAGACUCAUUUAUUGCGUCAAUGUUUGGUGUCUUUUUUCUUUUUUUUUCACAAAAGCACUGAUGGGUGUGACGAUCUUUAGUAUUUAAAAUUUUUAUUAAGAACUUUUUAAGAUUAAAAGUUAAUUGCAUUUCCCAGUAAAUGGGAUAUGACAAAAACAUGGCUUUUUCAUGACUGACAAAGUAGAUGUUUUUUGCUCUCAAAAGCUUUUUUGAUUGUUACCCUAAAAGUCAACAUAACUGCCUCUUCUUUGAUUGUGUCACUCACAAUAUGAGUUUAAAACAGUAUGAAGUGGCAGACCUCUUGAUUGCGGAGUUGCGUCACUUUUAAAUUAAAUUUUUAAGACUUUUUGAGUUCUUUUAAGGGACCAGCUAAAAAAUGAAUUUCACUUUUUGGAUAGCAACAAAGGCAGCUGGAUUUAUCCAAGUUGUGCUGCCGUAAACCCAUAGAGCUAGAAUGCUCUACUACCCGGAUGUAAACUAACACAGAUGACUGAUGACAUCUUGUAGUGCAGUGUGACUUAAAUUUAUUAAUUUAAAUUAUAUUUUUAAAAAAAAGAGAUAAGGUUGUGUGCUGUUAGUUUAAACUGGCAUAUGACCUUUCAACCAGUACAGGUAUAGACGUAAACCUGCGAGGAGGGACAAAGGCUGACAGUGCUAGCUCUGCUACUUUUAGCCAUUCUCAGCAAACCAUUUCAUCAUUGUUUACUCACAUUUUCAGAUACCUUAAACUGGGCCACGUUGAAAAAAUCAUAAUUUUUAGAUCGUUUUGUAGGUGCUUUGCUGAAUUUAAACUUCAGUUUCAAUUUGUACAAAAUUGAUCAUGUCAAAGCAUAUGACUUCCCUGUAGUAGGUCAUGUUGAAAAAACUUGAUUCCCACUUUACAUAUUUCUUCUUAUUAUUUUUAUUAUCAAUUUUUGCAUACCUGGCGAGUUUCCUUAAAUUGUUUAACACCCACUUUUUUAUUUUAAAGGUUAGUAAUGGUGCACAUGACAAGCUGCCAUAAAUGCUUCAUCUUUAUACGUAAGAAUUUUUAAAAAUUCUGCCCAAGUAUUAAAAAUGUGUCAAACAUGUCAUAUACAAUUCAAGACUACUCAAAAGAGAGACUUUUAUAGACUUUUUAUACCAUAGUCAGGGUGGCGUUUUUGCCUUUUGUUGAAAUAAUCUUUUACAUUGAUGCUUCUCUUUAUAUCCAACAAAAUAAAACAAGGUCAUUAGUUAAAAAACUGGUGAUUUCUUUAUAAAAAAUUUCAGUGCUUGAGUUUGUGAUAGAUUUCCCUUAAAAUUUUAGUUUUGCACCCACUGCUGAUAGCUACAAGAGCAGGGUUAGCAAAAAGACGUGCAUAUUCAGUUAUGCUAUCAUUUGCGACUAGGAAACUCCACAAAUAUAGCUUUGCUCGAUGAAAAAAUAAAAUGGUUUUGAAUAGAAUUUAAUAUCUAUACCUCACAUCUCUUUGUGGACUAAAGAGUUCAACUCUGAGUGCAUAUUUACGUUACUUAGAUGUUCAUUGGGACACUGAGGCACACUUUAUGUCACCCAGGCUCUAAUGGCUAAUUUAUGUCCAGACGUCUUUUGUAAGCAAGCAUUAAUUAGUCAUGUAACAAAAUUCAAAAUCCAAAUUUUGACAUUGUUACGUUACAGUUUACAAUUUCACAAAGCUAUGGAUUAGUACAUGACCGCAUUACUCUGCAGCCUGCAAAAAGUUGUGUCAAACAGAAAAAGUAAGGUUGAAUGGGAAAUCUGUAUUAAUUAUGUUAAUUUGAAUUAUGAAGAUAUGAAAGCUUCACAGUGGGUGAUGGUGCUCAUGGGAAAUGUAGUUCCAAGGGGGGAAAGCAAAUCACCAGAGGGAGUUACCGGAGUAAACGCAACACGAACACACUUAGCUAUGCCUUUAAAUUUCUACAUCUAUUGUAAGACUUUUCACAGAUCUGUAGAAAUCCUUGAUAAUAGCUGGGAAGCUUAAAGAAGUUAUUUUCUCUUGGAGUGGGCUGGGUGCCAACAAUAAACAAACUGUUGCCAGAGACUGAGUGAUAAAAGCUCCCAGAGGUCAAGGUUCAGCAGAGCCUUAUUUAACAUUAAAAUGUGCCUUUCUUUGAAAAGAAAAGAAAAGAAAAGAAAGGAAAAAACUAUUUACUCAAUGAUGAAACCAAUGAGCAACAGCCUUUAUGUUGUUGUUACACAUUUGUGCCUUACCUACUUUUUGGAUUCUUAAUUUGUAUAAUUUUUGCAUGUUUUUUUUAAAUUUCUUUUCUGUACUACAGCUGACUGUAAUUUUGUUGUUUUGCUGUCCCUUAUUUCCUUUAAAAGAACUGUAUUUCAUUUUAAAUGUCUUAUUCUCCAUUUAAGAAAGUAACACCAUCAAAGUCAUUACAUUUUUUUUUGUUGUUGUUAAAUAUCACUCAAAUAUUUUUAAUCAGGUUACAGAUUCAUACCAUAUGCAUGCAGCACUGCUUGUUUUAAUUCAUGGCUCAUUAAAGCUUAAUUCACUUUUUUAUUAAAUCAUUUAUCUCCAGCACAAUAUACAGUCUGUUUAAUAUCACUGUGUGGUAAAUCUGAUAUGACUUUUACCUUCUUGUUUAAAUUGUCUCUGUUUUUUAGCAGUCUUUAUUAUGUCCCUCUCCAUUAUGAAGAAAUCUUCUGUUUUGACUCUUUUUGCCCUUUUUGUGUUUGAUAUUUUACGUUCUUGUUGCAAGCACAUCAAAGCUGCACAACUUCUUAAUAACAGCAAGCAUGAAAGUCUAAACAUGUGAUAAUGACUAAUGACCUUUCCUUUUGACUUGAAAUAAAGCUCUUUUAUUUCUACUUUAAUAAA
Molecule: messenger RNA, 12259 nt
Organism: Xyrichtys novacula (pearly razorfish)
Lineage: Eukaryota; Metazoa; Chordata; Actinopteri; Labriformes; Labridae
Source: the annotation of a GenBank genome assembly